Penicillium soppii is the source of this 3309-nucleotide messenger RNA. RefSeq lists its product as uncharacterized. Lineage: Eukaryota; Fungi; Ascomycota; Eurotiomycetes; Eurotiales; Aspergillaceae. Bases 1 to 3309 code for a protein of 1102 amino acids. The record is from RefSeq and is a predicted model, not a curated record. Gene Ontology annotation, molecular function: voltage-gated chloride channel activity. Gene Ontology annotation, biological process: transmembrane transport; chloride transport. The transcript has 10 exons. Gene Ontology annotation, cellular component: Golgi apparatus; early endosome; membrane.
AUGCCAAUGACUGGUCAAGGCUCAGGUGAGGGCCGGUCUUGGUCGCAAUCAAGAGGCGAUCAAGAUGAUCAGCCUCAAGUGAAUCGGGAAGCAGAGGGACUACAUGAACCGAUCUCCUUCAAACGAAAACAAAAACAACCGUCACGAUUCAGUUUAUCCAGUCUCCUAUCCCCCAUCGCUGGCGCAUCAGAUACUGGGUUUAGCUCUCCCGCCCCGCAAGGUGGUCAGAGUGGAGAUGCAUCACCGCUUGAUCCUUAUGCGCCGAUGGGGCUCAAUGGCGGAGCCGAAGGAUCGAAAGAUGGCGGACCGCUCGACUGGUAUGUGGAAGGUCCAGGAAGACGUGUUGGCUACGACGACUUUACCGCCAUCGAUUGGAUCUAUGAGUAUACCAAGGAGCGGCAGAGGAAACGACUUCUUUACUCAAGUGGACAAGGUUUAUUAGGCCAUGCUCGCCGGCUCCUUGAUGCAAGCAAUGUCUGGUUGGUGUUGAUCGCGACAGGUAUUGCUGUCGGAAUCAUUGCUGCCUGCAUUGACAUUGCUACGGACUGGUUGGGUGAUUUGAAAACCGGAUAUUGCAAAAGCGGCAGUGGAGGUGGCAAAGUUUUUGCUGCUGGGGAUUGGAUGUGCCUAGACUGGACACCAUGGGGUAACGCACUAGGUGCAACCUCUAAGGGAGGAGCAUAUACCGUUGGUUACUUAUUUUACGUUGUGUUCUCGGUCUUCUUUGCUGCAUGUGCUUGCUUUUUGGUUCGAAACUAUGCCGUGUAUGCUAGGCACAGUGGAAUUCCCGAGAUCAAAACGAUUCUUGGUGGAACUGUUAUCCGGCAUUUCAUGGGCCCGUGGACGCUGGCUAUCAAAUCGCUCGGCCUGUGUCUUUCUGUCGCUUCUGGUCUUUGGUUAGGCAAAGAAGGUCCACUUGUACAUGUUGCGUGUUGUUGUGCCAAUAUCCUGAUGAAGCCAUUUGAUAGCCUAAAGGGUAACGAAGCACGCAAACGAGAAGUUCUCUCAGCGGCUGCCGCCGCAGGAAUCUCGGUCGCUUUCGGGGCACCGAUUGGUGGUGUGCUCUUUAGUUUGGAGCAACUUUCAUAUUAUUUCCCGGACAAAACAAUGUGGCAAAGCUUUGUUUGUGCCAUGGUUGCAGCUGUAACAUUGCAAGCCUUGAACCCAUUCCGAACAGGCAAGAUUGUGCUCUACCAGGUUACAUACACUCGAGGCUGGCACCGCUUCGAAAUCAUCCCAUUCAUCAUACUUGGUAUCAUUGGCGGUCUUUACGGCGCAUUCCUUAUUCGUUUGAAUACGACAAUUGCCAAGUGGAGGCGAGCUCGAAACUCUUCUCGGCCGAUCAUUGAAGUGGUCAUUGUGGCUCUGAUCACAGCUUUGGUCAAUUAUCCGAAUCACUUUAUGCGAGCCCAAAACUCUGAGCUAGUUCAGUCACUAUUUUCCGAGUGCAACAGUGUUACAUAUGACCGAUUUGGUCUUUGUGCCACGGGAUCUGCCUCAAUAGGCGUGGCAAUCUUCUUGGUUGUGGCUGCUCUGUUAGCAUUUUUCUUAGCUUCCUUGACGUUUGGACUUGAGAUUCCGGCCGGUAUUAUUCUCCCGUCAGUUGCAAUUGGCGCUCUGUACGGACGUGCUCUAGGUAUCAUGGUUCGCAUGUGGCAAGAAGCUUAUCCAAAGGCUUUCCCAUUUGCCAAAUGUGAGCCGGAUAUCCCAUGCGUCACACCUGGCUUAUACGCCAUUAUCGGGGCUGCUGCUGCUCUUGGUGGUGCUACUCGAAUGACUUUGUCCAUCGUUGUAAUUAUGUUCGAGCUGACUGGCGCAUUGACAUAUGUAAUUCCGAUCAUGAUUGCCGUGAUGCUGUCUAAAUGGUGUGGUGAUAUCUUUGGAAAGCGCGGUAUCUACGAGUCAUGGAUUCGACUCAACGAAUAUCCUUUCCUCGAUCAUCGUGAUGACACCACGCCACCAGAUGUAUCUGCUCAUCGAGUUAUGACAACCGUGGAUGACAUUAGCAUUAUCACUGCAACUGGUCACACCAUUGCCUCCAUCCGCAGUCUUCUCGCCAAUACCACAUAUCGCGGGUUCCCCGUUGUUUCCGAAACGUCGAGUCCCAUCCUCUUGGGCUAUAUCACCCGAAAUGAGCUUUCUUUUGCUUUGAAAUACUCCACUGCUUCCUCCACCCGCGACCUCUCCGAUGAGACACAGGUCUUCUUUUCGCAUCAACCUUUUGCGGACCCUGUUGAUACCCUUGAUCUGCGACCUUGGAUGGAUCAGACACCCAUGACUUUGAACAGUAACAUCACUUUCUUAAUCGUCCUGCGAAUGUUCCAACGACUCGGUCUACGCUAUGUGCUGUUUGCCAACAAAGGCAUUUUACAGGGCUUACUGACCAAAAAAGAUGUUUGGUCGGUGCUUAAUGGCGUUGAAUUUCGCCGAGAAGAAGCCCUUCGAGAUGACGAAUUCCGUGAUUUCCAAGAGCGCCAUGAGGCCGAGGAGGUUGGUUUACUUGAUGGGAAUGAUAGAUCUAGCAUUGGCAAUUCUCUAAUCAACCUUGAGCACGAUACACCAGGCGGCGAAAUGAUUGACCCCUUUGAGGUGCGCAUGCGCUUCACAACACAGCUGCAGCAUCUCAGUGCCGCUGUGACCCCCGCCCAGAAGGCUGCCCACUAUGCGCUCAAGUAUCGUGACCUCGAUGAGGAUCUCCACUCAUGCAUUUUGGAGCAGCUAGAGCGAAACAAUAUGAACAAUCGGGCAAACAUCAUGUACUUCAUCGAACAUCUCUGCGAACUAGCGAUCAAAGAAAACCACCCCCCAUACGUACGCAUGAUGCAGCGCGAUAUUCUUCGCGUGGUAGACUCAGUCGUCCCCCCAGAUGGCACCGGCGCGGCCAACGUCAAGCACGUCCGCCACGUACUGAACGGUCUCCAGGCCAAGGAAGUCCUCACGGUCGAGCGUGUCGCUGAAAUUGACGCCGCUCUCAAAGACCGCGAAUCCGACCCCUCCCACCUGGAUCUUGAGCACGAGGAAGGUACCGAAGAGGGCAGCAAGUUGAAGACCGAAAAGCCCCAGCUGCGCCUCGAUAAGAAGCAAAUCGAACAACGUAUUGAGGAGGACCGUGAGCGCAACAAGCGCCUGCGCGAAAGCAUGUGGGCCAUGACUGGUAGUGAUCAGGAUGAGUACAAUCAGAUGUGGGAUGAACUCAGCCCUAUCGGUGAAGAUGACUUUAUUCGAUCUCGCGAGGAGGCUCUAGAGCGCGCUGAGUGUGCCCGCAAGCAUGUGGGGUUUUUCAAGAAGCUUUACGGAAUUGUGGACUAA